Messenger RNA from Lineus longissimus, 2038 nucleotides. RefSeq names its product protein FAM98A-like. The record is from RefSeq and is a predicted model, not a curated record. Gene Ontology annotation, cellular component: tRNA-splicing ligase complex. The transcript has 10 exons. The coding region runs from base 105 to 1448 and encodes 447 amino acids. NCBI's taxonomy places the organism in Eukaryota, Metazoa, Nemertea, Pilidiophora, Heteronemertea, Lineidae.
AAUAAUGAUUCUCCAACAAGCAAUUUUUCGACGUUUUCCAGUAGGCCUACUGUCUUGUUGUUCUCUGCCUCCUUUUUUCUUUGAAUUUAGGCAACGCUACAUUCAUGGAGAAUGACAUUCUUGAUUCUCUUGAAGACUUAGGGUAUUCGGGUCCAUUGCUUGAAGAUGGAGCACUUGCUGCUAGUUUGGAACAAGGUCCUGAGUCUGCAUCAUACACUGGUGUAGUCUCAUGGAUGGUGUCUGAGCUGGGAGGAUUAGUUGGUUUGGAGGAAACUGUUUCUGCUGUGACAUGUCCAGAAGAGGCUCAAAAUUUUCUUUUAGAGCUCAGUGGGUUCCUGAGAGAAUAUGGAUGUCCGUAUUCCACUCUUACGGAGGGGCCUAUCAAUCAGAGGCUGUUAGAGAAGCAACACAGACUUCAAUUAUUAGAUUUCUUAUGUACGGAAUUAUCUGCUGUUAGAUUAACUGCAACACACAAACCACAAUUGCUGUCCAAUCAGGAAGCAGAGGUUAUGGCUGAAACCGAAGUUGCUCUCAAUCUGAAGAUAGCAUGUGUUUGCCUUGGUUUUCCAAAACCACCCUCAAACAUCACUCCAUUUCAACUCUUCUCUAAAAUAGAAUCCAAGAUUAAGGAAUUAAUGGCCAAGUGUCCCCCAAGUCAUCUUGGUAAACCUCUUUUAAACUGUCGACUGAGUGAGAAGCAGUGGGCCAAUAUAAUGAGGAUCAACGAAGCUUUAUGUGACGAAUAUAAAUUGCGUCGAGAGAUGCUGUUGAAACGUCUUGAUGUAACGAUACAGUCAUUUAAAUGGUCGGACACUGCCAAACAAAAAGAGAAUGCCAUAGCUGCAGUUUAUCAACCGUUACGAAAAAUGCUACUCGCCAAUCCUGGGGUAAAUGUGCCAUUGUUAUUGGCCGCUCGGGAAGAUCUGUUGAGGAUUCAAAAGACAAGCAGUGGAGCUGUCAGAGAGAAGUCGAAAUGUGCGAUCAACAGAAUCCUUAUGGGCCGAGUACCCGACCGCGGAGGGCGCCCAUGGGAGUCUGAGCCUCCACCACCGGAGAUGCCAUCCUUUAUGAAGAGAGAUUCUCAGCCGCAAAGACAAGGAGGUGGCAGAGGAGGUGGACGUGGUGGAGAUCGAGGACGUGUCCAAGGUGGAUGGUCAGGUGGUGGUGAUCGAAGUGGCAGUGCUGGUGGGAACUGGCAACAAGGUGGUCGAGGGUACAACCAAAGGGGAGGAGGAUACAACCAACAAAAAGGAGGUGGAUAUGAACAACAACAAAACCAAGGAUAUCAACAACAGGGAGGAUACCAGCAACAAGGUGGUUAUCAGCAAGGAGGCUAUCAAAAUGGGGGUAAUCAAGGAGCCUAUGGAGAGGAUAGUUAUCGAGGUGGGAGUGGUUAUAGAGGGGGAGGUCGUGGCAGAGGUGGCCAACGGGGUCGUGGCCGGAGAUAACAAACUUGAAUCGCAGGAGCUGGAUUUUGUUUUUGCAUGUGCAUUGAACUUGUGUUCAUAUAGAUAAUUACGAUGUGGAACUGGAAGGUAUUCUAUAUAUUGCAACAAAACCAGCGUGUGAGACAAAAUAAUUUUCCCUCUUCUGAAAUGUUCCAUCUUUUAGAAUGUUAUCUUUCCUCUUUCUCAGCGAAAAAUAUUUCAGGCUUCAGAAGCAGUAUUGAAUCUCCCAAUAAAACAACACUUUAUUGUAUGUGCUAAUUGAGUUUUGCUCCAAGAAAUCUCAGUCUUAUUUAUGUCAAGUACUUUAGAAAGUACUUGAAAUGUAUAAGAAAAAUUUGAUUGACUUUUACACACAAUUUGCUCAAUAAUUUGGCUUGGACAUUUAAGUUCAAAUAAUCAUUACUUUGAAAUAAUGCAACAUUACUUGACCUCUUUUAUAGUUGACCAUACACCAUGUACACAGCGUACUCCUAAAAUAUGGUUUGUCUGUCCUGUGGCAAAGGGUAUUUUAAUUUGGUGUAUCUACAUCCUAGUACUGUUUAUGAUUGUAUAACCCAAAGGGUUGCAAGGUUGAAUAAAGACAUUAUGCA